This is a messenger RNA of Salvia miltiorrhiza (redroot sage), 916 nucleotides long. RefSeq lists its product as uncharacterized. The coding region runs from base 92 to 784 and encodes 230 amino acids. The record is from RefSeq and is a predicted model, not a curated record. Gene Ontology annotation, molecular function: rRNA (uridine-2'-O-ribose)-methyltransferase activity. The transcript has 6 exons. Gene Ontology annotation, biological process: RNA methylation. NCBI's taxonomy places the organism in Eukaryota, Viridiplantae, Streptophyta, Magnoliopsida, Lamiales, Lamiaceae.
AGCUGGUCGAACGGCGUCGUUUCGGUAUUGCUUAAACCCUGAGAAAAACCCCUCUUUCACUUCCAUUUUUCGAAAAAACUGUGACAAAGAAAUGAGCGGAGCUCCUGAUUUCUUCUACAGAGAAGCUCAGCGCCUUGGUUAUGUUGCUCGCUCUGCUUUCAAGUUGAUUCAGAUGCAGAAGCAGUACAAGAUCAUAAGCCCCGGCGGUUCUGUUCUCGAUCUAGGCUGUGCUCCCGGUGCUUGGCUUCAGGUGGCAUGUCAGAAUUUAGGUCCAUUGGAGAAGGGCGGAACAGUUGUGGGGAUUGAUACUAAGAAGGUGAAGGUGCCGCCCCUCCACUGCGAUUCGAGGGUUAAAACUGUUUGUGGUGAUGUUAUGAAGCUACCAAGAGAGAAAGUUAGAGCACUCUCCCCUAAGCAAAAGGGGUUCUCCGUCAUCCUGUCCGAUAUGUGCCCCUUAGUUUCUGGAAUCACGACUAGGGACGCAGCUCUAUCUGCAGAACUGGGGAUGCGGGCGCUUGAUCUAGCAGUCGGAAAGGCCGCGGUUGAUCACACAUUACACGACGCGCCACAGGAAGUUCAAUCAGACAGUUCUGGCUCAGCCCCGGACACCGGCCGUCUGCUAAAACCAGGAGGCCACCUUAUCAUUAAGCUUCUUGAGAGUGAAGAUGUAAAAGAGUUCAACCAAAUAUGCAAGCCACUCUUUAGAAAGGCGUCGUGGUUGAGGCCUAAAGCAACCAGAUCAUGCUCCAGAGAGAUCUAUCUAAUCUGCCAGGGCCUGCUUUAGAAAUCAGAAGCAGCAGAUUCCGCAUAGAACAUCUAGAUUCUUCUAGAAAUUGUUUUUUUUUUAAUCUUUUAAUGACACGGAAUCUAUGUUGAUUUUUUUAUAAAAAAAUAUAAAAAAUCAAAUCUUUAUACA